This is a messenger RNA of Gracilinanus agilis (Agile Gracile Mouse Opossum), 3104 nucleotides long. It is a transcript of the gene DCAF5, whose product is annotated as DDB1 and CUL4 associated factor 5. Bases 1 to 2808 code for a protein of 935 amino acids. The record is from RefSeq and is a predicted model, not a curated record. Gene Ontology annotation, cellular component: Cul4-RING E3 ubiquitin ligase complex; cytoplasm. Lineage: Eukaryota; Metazoa; Chordata; Mammalia; Didelphimorphia; Didelphidae. Gene Ontology annotation, molecular function: protein binding. Gene Ontology annotation, biological process: negative regulation of fatty acid biosynthetic process. The transcript has 9 exons.
AUGAAGAAGAGAGCUGGCCCGGGGGGCAGCAGCAUGAGGUCCGUAGUGGGCUUCCUGUCGCAACGGGGCUUGCAAGGGGACCCGCUGCUCACUCAGGACUUCCAGAGGAGACGCCUGCGGGGCUGCAGAAACCUCUACAAGAAGGACCUGCUGGGCCACUUCGGCUGUGUCAAUGCCAUUGAGUUCUCCAACAAUGGAGGACAGUGGCUGGUCUCAGGAGGUGAUGACCGCAGGGUUCUGCUGUGGCACAUGGAACAAGCCAUCCACUCCAGGGUCAAACCUAUACAGUUGAAAGGAGAGCAUCAUUCUAACAUCUUCUGCUUGGCUUUCAACAGUGGGAACACAAAAGUGUUUUCUGGAGGAAAUGAUGAACAAGUUAUCCUCCAUGAUGUUGAAAGCAGCGAGACCUUGGAUGUAUUUGCCCAUGAAGAUGCCGUGUAUGGCCUCUCUGUGAGUCCUGUGAAUGAUAAUGUUUUUGCCAGCUCAUCAGACGAUGGACGAGUUCUCAUCUGGGACAUACGGGAGUCUCCACAUGGAGAGCCCUUCUGCCUGGCAAACUAUCCAUCAGCCUUUCAUAGUGUCAUGUUUAACCCUGUGGAACCCAGGUUAUUAGCCACAGCCAACUCAAAGGAAGGAGUAGGACUCUGGGAUAUUCGGAAACCUCAGAGCUCUCUCUUACGUUAUGGUGGUAACCUGUCUCUCCAAAGUGCCAUGAGUGUCCGGUUCAACAGCAAUGGGACCCAGCUGCUAGCCCUUCGGCGCCGCCUGCCUCCUGUUUUAUAUGAUAUCCAUUCCCGCCUACCUGUGUUCCAAUUUGACAACCAGGGCUACUUCAACUCAUGCACCAUGAAAAGCUGCUGUUUUGCAGGAGAUCGUGACCAGUACAUCCUUUCAGGAUCUGAUGACUUCAACCUAUAUAUGUGGAGAAUUCCUCCAGAUCCAGAAGCAGGUGGCAUUGGCAGAGUGGUCAAUGGAGCCUUCAUGGUGUUGAAAGGCCAUAGAUCAAUUGUCAAUCAGGUCCGAUUUAAUCCCCAUACCUACAUGAUCUGCUCUUCAGGUGUGGAAAAGAUUAUCAAGAUAUGGAGUCCUUAUAAGCAGCCAGGCUGUACUGGAGACCUUGAUGGUCGAAUUGAAGAUGAUUCCCGCUGUCUCUAUACCCAUGAAGAAUAUAUUAGCCUAGUAUUGAACAGUGGGAGUGGUUUGUCCCAUGACUAUGCUAACCAGUCAGUCCAAGAAGACCCACGGAUGAUGGCUUUCUUUGACUCUCUAGUGCGCCGGGAGAUUGAGGGCUGGAGCUCAGAUUCAGACAGUGACCUCAGCGAGAGUACCAUCCUCCAGCUACAUGCAGGGGUGAGUGAGCGUUCAGGCUAUAGUGACUCUGAAUCCUCAGCCUCGCUGCAUCACUCUCCGCCACCCAUGGCAGAUGAGUCAGCCGAUACUACCUUCCACCUGGGACCCCUUCGAGCUACUGCAGUAGCGUCCCCCCCACCCUCUUCAUGUGAAGAUGUGGCUUCCCGACAGCAGCGCCUGUCUGCCUUGCGGAGGUACCAAGACAAGCGGCUGUUGGCCCUCUCCAAUGAGUCAGAUUCAGAUGAGAAUGCUUGUGAGGCUGAACUGGACACUGACCUCUUCCCUCGACCCAGAUCACCCAGCCCAGAAGAGAAUGAAUCUAGUAGUUCGAGUAGCAGCAGCAGCACUGAGGACGAGGAGGAGCUUAAUGAGCGACGCACUUCUACCCGUCAAAGGAAUGCUAUGAGGCGGCGGCAAAAGCCACCACGAGAUGAAAGGUCUGGUGCCCCAGCAAAGCAUGCCGGUACCUACAUUGGAGAAGACAACUAUGACUACCCACAGAUCAAAGUGGAUGAUCUCUCUUCCUCACCAGCCUCCUCACCGGAACGCAGUUCCUCCAACAUGGACAUUCACCCAGGAAGGGCCUCCCCAGCUUCUGACAUGGAGUCAGUUGAGCGCAAAAUCUACAAAGCUUACAAAUGGCUCCACUAUUCCUACAUCUCAUAUUCAACUGGCAAAGAUGAAGAAACUUCCUUAGGAGAUGGGGAGACAGAUGAGGGAAAACCUGGGACAAGUGAGAAGAGCAACCCUACCCCAUCUUCCAGUAAAAGUGGUUUGAGUGUAGCUGCUUCCCAAAGCAAUCAGGAUCUCCCCUCCGAAGGCCAAGGCAGGGAAGCUUUGAAAGAAGGCAGUCCUACCACAAAUCCUAUUAAUGGCCCAGGCUGUGAUAUUGACAGCCAUCCAUGUUCAGAGGAACAAGAAGGCACAUCCCAGGGCACCAAUAACAGCAGCUCUGUAGAACACACUUUUGAGACCAAGAAGCUCAAUGGAAAAGCCCUCUGCAAAGCCUUGAGUGAGAGGGCUGAGGAGCAGCCCUUAUCCACAGCUCCCAAAGGAUCCUGUAGCUGUCCUAGGACCCAAUCUGAUGACAGUGAGGAGAGAAACCUUGAAACUGUCUGCCCCAACCACAACAAUGGACACUUCCACCCUCGACCCCUUCACCUCCACAACAAUGGACAGAACUUUGGGGAGUCAGAGGCAGUCACCCACUCUUCCCCAGGACAUUCAGAUGCUGACAAUGACAAUGUGCUUCUGCCUGGGGCACUCUUGCACAAAGACUGCUAUCUGUCUGAAAUGGACUGUGAGGACCACAGCACUGAUACAAAAGAAGACCCAACUGAACCUCACUUGGCAGACAGCAGGGGCACCCAUGGACGAAGUGGACUCAAAAGGCACCGAGGGGAAUUGGAAGACACAGAUUCAGAGAAUUCCUGCUCAGAGAAGAAAUUAAAAACAUGAUAAAUAUAAGAGGGGGAAAAAGAGCUUACAGAAAGAACCCUAUUAAAAAGAAAAGAAAAAACAAGAAAUAACCCUGUUUAGUAAACACAGAGGAGGAAAAAAGUAUUAAAGGCACAUAGAGCCAGGGUCUAAAAUGUUGUGUCUAUGAUGCUGCUCCAUUCCAUUCGGCGAUGGGUCUAAGUGUUUGGCCAAUGGCUUGUGCUGUAUAAAGAAAAAAUUCAAGUGACUCCUUUAUUAGUGAGACUUGAGCAUAGUGUACCUGUGCAAGGUUCUGUUAAAGUAAAUCCUUGUUGAGA